Chlamydomonas reinhardtii is the source of this 2589-nucleotide messenger RNA. RefSeq lists its product as uncharacterized. Gene Ontology annotation, molecular function: microtubule binding. NCBI's taxonomy places the organism in Eukaryota, Viridiplantae, Chlorophyta, Chlorophyceae, Chlamydomonadales, Chlamydomonadaceae. Gene Ontology annotation, cellular component: cilium; ciliary basal body. Bases 214 to 2307 code for a protein of 697 amino acids. The record is from RefSeq and is a predicted model, not a curated record. The transcript is spliced from 9 exons.
AUUCACAUACACUGUGCAAGAUUUAGUAACACUGAACGACGACCUCAAGGCUGCGCAGUUGACGACCUCGAAGUCUCCAUAACCAAACUUUAAGCUACGCGGCCUGGACUACAUUGAACGGCUGCCCUUUGCCUUAUUACCACACAAGCGAAUAAGCGCUCUUAUAUCUUGUGUCGCGCGGUGUGCGGGCUCAUUUGAGCUCGCGUAGCCGAAAUGCCGCCCAAAAAGAAGGAUGACAAGAAGAAGGAUGCUGGCAAGGAUGAUGCUAAAAAGGCAGAAGAGGAGGAGGAGCGGGAGCUGGUGGAGAAGGAGCUCGUUAUUGGCUACCUGCGCUCCAAGCUCAAUAGGUACCAGGAUCACGGCGACCGGCUGCAGGUGGAUGUGGUGCGGCUGACGGACGAGCUGGAGACGCAGAAGCUCAACCUGAGGGACAUCAACGAGUUCCUCACCAACGAGCUCAAGGCUCGCUCUCUGACCACGUCUGCCCUGGAGUCCAAGGUGGCGGAGCUGAAUGGGCUGAUGGACGAAGUCAAGAAGAGCCACGAGGCCUCUCUGGCCCGUCUUCGCGGCGACAAGGACCGGGAGCUUGAGCGGCUGGAGGGCGUGGUCCGCGAGCACGAGCGCAAGGCGCGCAUCACGCAGGAGUUCCUGGACAAGAAGGAGGCGCUGGAGGCGGAGAUGCAGAGUCUGAAGGAGACCCUGGCGCGGAAGACCAAGGACUUUGAGCAGCAGCUGACCGACAUCGACCGGCAACACAUCCAGGACCGCGAGAAGUGGAAGCGCGAGAUGGCGGGCCGCAUCAAGGAGACCAAGCUGCAGAUGAUGAAGCUGACGGACAACCAGUUGGAGAUGACCACCAAGAGGACAAUCAUGGAGAACGAGCAGAUGUCCAUCGAGCUCAGCUACCAAAGCAGGCAGACGGAGAAGCUGCUCAACAAGAACAACAAGCUGAUGGAGGAGAACGCGGAGCUGCGGCGGCAGCUGGAGCUGAGCAAGCAGACGGAGGAGGAGCUGGCCCGGAGGAACAACCUGUACCAGAAGACCAUCAAGACACUGCUGUCCAAGCUGCAGGACCAGGGCUACCAGGCCGCGGAGAGCGAGGAGGUGCUGGGGGCGCUGGACGGCCGGCUGGGCGACCUGGCCGCGCACCUGCACCUGGCGCAGCUGCAGCUGGAGGAGAAGAGCGCGGAGGCGGACGCGCUGCGCGAGCGGCUGGAGUCCAAGACCGCGGAGGCCGCGGCGCUGACCUCGGGCUAUGACGACACCGCCCGCUUCCUGCUGGCCUGCAUGGCGGACGUGCGGGACAAGGUGGUCACAGUGGUGCGCACUACCACCACCAACAAUACAUCAAGUGAUGAGCGCCUGCCGCCGCUGGCGGGGGCAGACGCGGCAGGCGGCAGCCGCUCCGGCUCACCCACACCGCCCGGCGCCUCCUCCUCGGCUGCUGGCGGCGGUGACAUCACGGUGCUGCCCGGGCGGCUGGACGAGUUGAGUCCGGAGCAGCGCGAGCGAGUGCUGGGCUGGCUGCUGGAGCGGCUGCACGUGUUCAGCGCGCAGCGCGGACUGGGACUGGGGCCGCUGGGGCUGGGCGGGCAAGGAGGCGGUGGCGGCGCAGGGGACGGCGGCGGGGGCGGCCGCGGCGGCGCCGAUGCGUCUGCCAGCGGCGUGACGCUGCCACCCAUCCCCUCCUUCAACCGGCGCCAGUACGCCACAGGGCUGUCGCACGGCCCGCUGUCGCAGAGCUCGCCGGCGCCUCUGUCGGCGGGCGGCAUGGGGUCAGCGUUGGCGGGCGAGUGGGGGCCAGGCAGUCCAGGCGGCUCGCGGCUAGGACGGCUGCCCACGCGCGAGCAGGACGGCUCGGCGGGCGGCAUGGGCGGGCCGCAGGGGCUGGGCGCCACGUCAGGGGCAGCAGCAGCAGCAGCAGGGGCUGGCGGCGGCCUGGACGGCGUGUCGAGUCUGGGCGGGUUGGGGUACGGGCUGGGGUACGGCGGCGUAGGUGUGAGCAGCAGCGUGAUGGCGGGCAUGUCGCCAGGGCCGGGCGUGCCGGGCUACAGCGUGUCUACGGGGGACGUGAUGCCGGGCGGCGGCAUGCUGGGCGGCGCGGGCGUGAUUGGCGGCGGCACUGGCGGUGGGGCGGGGGGUGCAGUGGUGGAUGAGGCGCUGGCCAAGGUGCUGAGCGAGGUGCGGCCGUGGGGCAAGCGCUCGGAGCAGCAGCCGCUUACCACCACCAAGCACUCGGGGACGUUCCUGCGCAAGGGCAACGGCCCCAGCAACAACACUGGCAGCAGGGGCUCGCUCAAGGUGUAGGUAGGCAGGCGGCGGCGCCUGUGGAAUGAUGUGUGUGGAUUGAGUGCAGGCAGGGCAGUACGGUAGUGUGGUGCAGUGUGUGCGGCGUGCGAGGACGGCAGUGUACUAGCAUGGUGAUGAUCUACCAACAUCGUGCUGCUGUACCAUAGGUCAGGCACAGCAACAGCACGCUGGAUUGAAGGUUUGAGGCCGCCAAGGGCAAGAUCGCGCGCGGAGACAGACGGCGCUCACGGGCGCCGCCGUGGAUUCCUAUGAUGAGGCAACUUGUAAACUGUGAGAAGG